Molecule: messenger RNA, 348 nt
Organism: Arabis nemorensis
Lineage: Eukaryota; Viridiplantae; Streptophyta; Magnoliopsida; Brassicales; Brassicaceae
Source: the annotation of a GenBank genome assembly
AUGGCUUUUGCUCUAAGGUUCUUCGCAUGUCUCGUUUUGACGGUUUGCAUAGUUGCAACAACAGAUGCAGCAAUCUCAUGUGGCACAGUGGCAAGUAGCUUGGCUCCAUGUGUCAACUACCUAUCGAAAGGUGGGGUAGUACCGCCACCGUGCUGUGCAGGUGUCAAAAAGUUGAACAGUAUGGCUAAAACCACACCGGACCGCCAACAAGCCUGCCAAUGCAUACAAUCCGUUGCAAAGGGGGUUUCUGGUCUUAACCCAAAUCUAGCCUCUGGUCUUCCUGGAAAGUGCGGUGUUAGCAUUCCCUAUCCGAUCUCCAUGAACACUGACUGCAAAAACAUCAAGUGA